Messenger RNA from Funneliformis geosporum, 1856 nucleotides. NCBI's taxonomy places the organism in Eukaryota, Fungi, Glomeromycota, Glomeromycetes, Glomerales, Glomeraceae. The record is from the annotation of a GenBank genome assembly.
AAAAUUUACAAAAAGAAGAAACCAGUCGCGUGGUUGAAAUCCAAAAACUUCCGCUCAGUUUAGAUAAUUUAAGGGCGGGAUUGGAAUUUAUAAUUAAUUGGAUUAAUAGUGCGACCCUCGCCCACGAAGAAAUCACCCCCGAAAGUAUUUUAGAAAAUUUAAAUAUUUAUUUGAACUCUAUUUUACUGGUGGAAACCACUAACAUUCAUAAUUUAACCACUGGCACGAAUUAUCAUUCCGCUUUACAGCAGAUUUCCAGCACGGUUAAGCAGUUAGAAAAUCUUGUUAAUGAAAAAAUCGAGGCCUUUUUGGAGUUGAAUUUGAUUGAAAAACAAGCCCGAGAACUGGAAAAAACCAAUCAAAAACAAGUGAAAAUGAUUAAUGAUUUAGCAGAAGAAAAAUCCGCAAGUUCAGUGGUUAAACCUUCGCCCUUGGUUGCCACGAAAAAGGAAGAAUUAAAAGAUAAAGAUAUCGAAAAUUUGGUUUCGCAACUUGCCAAUACCGAAAAGGAAAAAGAAAACUUAACUCUCUUCAAUAAGGCUCUUGAUGGAAAAAAUCACCAUCUAAAAAUAGCCUUAAAAAAUAAAGAGGAGGAAAUUAAAGAAAGAAUUAAUUUUACGGCUCAAUUUCGGGAUAAAUUAAGAGAUAAAGAUUACUCUAUUUAUAGUUUAACCGAGCAAAAAAAUAAAUUAUUUGCGGAGGUUGAGCAACUCCAAGCCGAAUUAAAAGCCACCCAAGAAGAACUAGAAAUUAAUCGCCAGUCCGUGCUAAAAAUUGAAACUGAGAAUGAAAAAGGUCAAAUUAUCACUCGUUUUAUCACGGUUGCCGAUUAUUACCAAUUAGAAGAGGAAAACCUUACUCUUCAACAUAAUUAUGAAAAAUUGGAAAGAAUGAAAAAGCGACGCAGCACAAGUUCGUUGAGUAGUUCCUCGGGCAAAAAUAGCCAGCCCAAUUCGCCACAACUUGAUAAUUCAACCCGCCUUAGUGAAUUAGAAAAGAUUAAUGAAGAAUUAAACGAAGAAAUUAGGGAACUACACCAACAAUUUAACUCUUUUAGGGAAGAAAAGGCUCCCGCUCCGGUUAUCACCCCCAAGGUCAAAGGUAAGGAAAAAGUGGAAAACUGCUCCGCUUGUGUGCUAAAUCUCGCGGUGGUCGAAAAUCGCCAAAAAGCCCUUGCUAAAAAUGAACGAACUAUUCAAGAAUUAACUCGGGAAUUGGAAGUAAUAAAAAAACUGGGUGAGGAAAAGGAGAAAAUAAUUAGUGGUUAUCAAGUGGUUAGUGGGGAGUUAACCAGUGCCUUAGAAAAUACGGAAGCCGAAGCGGAAGUUUUAAGGAAAACUGUGGGAGAGUUAAGCGAGAAAAUAAGGCAAAGCGAAGCCGAAAAAAAGGAAAUUAGCGAAAAUCUUAGUUUUUUACAAACUUCUCACUCGCAGGUCAGCAAAAAUCAGACCAUAAAUAUCACUAAUGGACUAGCGAUGUAUCAAUUCAUUCAUGAAUUAGCCGAAGCCAAUGGCAGUAAAGAACAUGCUACCGUGAUUAAAGAGGCUUGGAGAAAUAUUGAAGAGGAAAGAAAAAAGUUUGCCAUGGAAGAGGAGCGAUUACUGAAAGCUUGGGGUGAUUGUAAAAAAGAAUUAGAAAAAUUAAAUAAGUCUUUUCAAGAAAGAGGAAAAAAACUUAGUGAUUUACAGGAAGAAAAUGAGAAAUUAAAAUCACAACUAGCCGAAGCUAAGAAUAAUAUUAGAGAAUUAGAGAAAACCACGGCUGACCUAAAAUUGGAAAACGAACGGCAAGAAAGAGAAAUAAAUCAUUUAAAGACCAAAAACGGAGAAUUAGCCACUAGUCAAGCCGCUGAAACG